AUGCAAGAAGAUAUAAUAGAUUUCUUCCGGAACCCGGCGUUGUUCAUCUACAUAACGUUGAUGAUGACCGUCUGUGUGGUCCAUGGGUCUCAACAAGUUGGGGAUGUUGUGGAAACUGAAUUCCAUGUAUACCGUCUGCACCAAUAUGAAAUCAGUGGAAACAUGUACGGAAGUAGAAAUCAUCGAGUUUCGUAUGAGGCUGUGUCUCUGAGUGCCCGCGCACUUCGAAGAACUAUGGUAACAACUUGGCGGGAAUUGUUGACUCAUGAUGUUGAUGAUAUGUGGAGUAUUGCUACUGGAGCCGUUUUAAUCUUCAUUCCUGACAAUAUUGACGAGCUGAAUGAUAUUGACAGAAAAGCUUUUCUCGAUCUGGAAGUCAAACUUUUGAACGUCAAAACUGAUUUAGCUGUAUACGUCGCUCCACACAACGACGAUGCAGCUUCAAUCCUCCAUGACGUUAGCACUAGAGCUGAGAAAGCUCCCAGCGCUGUCCAACAACUGAUUCAAUCACUCUCCGGAAACACUAUCAGUAUUACUUCAUCGGACCAAAUUCCAGAACUCCCAGACUCUUACAAGCCAUCUAAUGUUGUGGGAAGAUUGAGCAGUGGAGAUAGAGCUUCCCUUUCGAUUGCGUUUGUUGCUCACUACGAUACAUCUUCUGCUGUUCCAGGCAUUUCUACUGGUACUGAUUCGAAUGGAUCAGGAAUCGUUGCUCUGUUAGAAUUGCUCGCAGUACUCUCAAAGUUUUACGACACACCAAGUACCCGUCCUCCGUACAACCUUUUAUUCAUUUGGACUGCUGCUGGAAAGCUCAAUUAUCAAGGAACACGACACUGGAUUGAUGAAUUCCAGAAAGGCAUUGAAGGAGCUGACUUUUUGGAUUCUGGACUUAAUCGAAAAGACGAUCGUAUUGAUCUUGCUAUUUGCAUCGAAUCAAUUGGUCGUAAAACUGACGGACUCUACAUGCACGCCGGUAAAACACCAUCUGAGAACUCCGCUGCUGCUCAACUUUUCAAAAGGCUCAAUAAACUCGCUCCAAACAAGAAAACCGAGUUGGUCACAAAGAAAAUUUCAUUGACAACUGCCAGUGCAUGGGAGCACGAGAAAUUUAACAUCAAAAGAAUGCCAGCCGUCACUCUGUCUACGUUGGCAUCGCCUUCAGAUCCAGCUCGCAACUCUAUUUUGGAUCUUCCAUCAACUCUCGACGAAGAAGAACUUAUGGAUAACAUUCGAUUGAUUGCUGAAAGUGUGCUUGGAUACAUUUUGGGACUUCCAGAAGCUGGUCCAUCGUCUGAUUCACGAAUCAAAUCCGAAGUGAGUAUGCUAUCGAAGGAUGCCAUCGAUAAGCAACGUGUUCAUCACUUCAUCCGGCAGUUCGCAUCAAGACCACGACCAGUUGGAGACAGACAUGCUACAGAAAGUGUCGUUUCUAAUUUGGCUUCGGUGGCAGCUGCAUACGGUCAAGUUUUCAAAUCGGCAGUCACAAUCACGGACGCAAAAACGUUCGGAAUCACUCAAAACCGCCUUGUCGCUGAACGCGUUAAACCUGCAGUGUUCGAACUUGUAAUUGCUGCUGGAGUAUUCGGGUAUCUCUCAGUGUUCUACUAUAUUGCCACACACUCUCAAAAAUCCGUAGAGGGAGCAGUUUCCGCCAUCCGUAGAUCGAUAUUCUAA
Messenger RNA from Caenorhabditis briggsae, 1674 nucleotides. RefSeq names its product Protein CBR-NRA-2 (gene Cbr-nra-2). The record is from RefSeq and is a predicted model, not a curated record. Gene Ontology annotation, biological process: regulation of signal transduction. Gene Ontology annotation, cellular component: endoplasmic reticulum membrane. Bases 1 to 1674 code for a protein of 557 amino acids. The transcript has 7 exons. Lineage: Eukaryota; Metazoa; Nematoda; Chromadorea; Rhabditida; Rhabditidae.